ACCAUCUCCACUUUAAUAUCCACUGUCCACUACUUUUGUCGUAAAGUUCGUUCACUCUUCGUUGGCUUAAAGUCUCUGCCGUCAUGUGUGACAGUGUGAGAGAGAGAUAAGAAAAAGCUUUGAGUUGAGUCUGCUGUGAGAGAAAGAGAGAAGAAAACUUGAGAAUGGAAAUGAAAGGGGCUCCGGCUCUUCAUGGAUACCGCAUGCCUGCAGAGUGGGAACCCCAUUCACAGUGCUGGAUGGGUUGGCCUGAACGUCCAGAUAAUUGGCGAGACAAUGGCGUUCAUGCCCAAAAAGUAUUUGCUAAGGUAGCAACAGCAAUCUCAAAGUUUGAGCCUGUGACUGUCUGUGCAAGUGCUGCUCAGUGGGAAAAUGCACGAAGUCAGCUACCAGAAAAUAUCAGGGUUAUUGAGAUGAGCAUGAAUGAUUCAUGGUUUCGAGAUACUGGACCAACUAUUGUUGUGAGUGAUAGUACAGUAACUACAGAUGCCCCAGUACCAAAGUUUGCUGGAAUUGACUGGAAUUUCAACAGUUGGGGAGGGGUUGAUGAUGGUUGUUACCAAGAUUGGAGUCUUGACCUUCUUGUGGCAUGGAAGAUUUUGGCAAUUGAGAGGCUUCCUAGGUUCCCACAGUCUUUAAUUCUUGAAGGUGGAAGUAUCCACGUGGAUGGAGAAGGUACAUGCCUAACCACAGAAGAGUGCCUUCUGAAUAAGAACAGGAACCCACAUUUGAGCAAAGAACAAAUAGAGGAUGAACUGAAGGCAUAUCUUGGAAUUAGGAAGGUUAUAUGGUUGCCUCGUGGAUUAUAUGGUGAUGAUGAUACCAAUGGUCAUAUUGACAAUAUGUGCUGUUUUGCAAAGCCUGGUGUAGUUUUGUUGUCUUGGACUGAUGAUGAAACAGAUCCUCAGUAUGAACAUUCUGUCGAAGCCUUUUCUGUUGUCUCUAACACUACUGAUGCAAAAGGUCGGAAAUUAGAAAUAAUUAAACUCCAUGUACCCGGGCCACUUUAUAUGACAGACGAAGAAGCAGCUGGAGUUAUUCAGGUUGGUGAGGCUAAACCAAGACUUGCCGGUACCAGACUUGCUGCUUCAUAUGUAAAUUUCUACAUCGCCAAUGGAGGGAUCAUCACACCACAGUUUGGGGACAAAAAAUGGGAUGAUGAAGCUAUUCGCGUGUUGUCCAAAGUUUUCCCAAAUCAUGAAGUGGUAGGAAUUGAAGGUGCAAGGGAGAUUGUUUUGGCGGGGGGAAAUAUUCAUUGCAUUACUCAGCAACAACCGGCCAUUCCUACUGCUAUUGCAUAGCCCAACACUAUUAAAAUCCUGAGCUGUUGUUGAUGAACUAUACUCCAUUUUUAUUUUUUAUUGAUAUUUCAAACUACAAUUAUGAAUGACGGUUAUAUUAAAAUUAAAUAGUUCCACAGUUGGAUUAU
This is a messenger RNA of Pistacia vera, 1429 nucleotides long. Its product is annotated as agmatine deiminase. The coding region runs from base 165 to 1301 and encodes 378 amino acids. The transcript is spliced from 10 exons. The record is from RefSeq and is a predicted model, not a curated record. NCBI's taxonomy places the organism in Eukaryota, Viridiplantae, Streptophyta, Magnoliopsida, Sapindales, Anacardiaceae. Gene Ontology annotation, biological process: putrescine biosynthetic process. Gene Ontology annotation, molecular function: agmatine deiminase activity; protein-arginine deiminase activity.